Messenger RNA from Botrytis cinerea B05.10, 2859 nucleotides. RefSeq lists its product as hypothetical. The transcript is spliced from 3 exons. The record is from RefSeq and is a predicted model, not a curated record. Bases 1215 to 1643 code for a protein of 142 amino acids. Lineage: Eukaryota; Fungi; Ascomycota; Leotiomycetes; Helotiales; Sclerotiniaceae.
GAUCGUCUAGGGACAAAUCGGUUUUACGCAGCACAUCGCCACGAGAACUGCUCCUUAACCUUAUAGGACACCUACUCUAGCCAUCCGCACCUAUGCACUGUACGAAAGCGCGAACGUACGUAUGAACCGAGGAACCGACAAAGCCGAGUCUACCACAAGGGCCUAGUCUACAUCGGCCAGAUCCGAACAAAGUGUCUAGGAUCGCCAUCAAGAAUCACAAUAAUACCUCAAGAGGUUACUUUGAGAGGUUACUUUGAGAGGUUACUUUGAGAGGUCACUUGAAUCUUUCGUGAGAUUAUUUCCAGUUCAUUCCCGUGCAAGAGCUGCAGCCUGCAUGACCAUAAGACGAGAGACUAUUCCUCUCCAGAGUUGUAUCAGACCAUAGCAAUCUACGCAGCACGCAUAUAUCAGCUGUUUACCCUUAUCAGAAUCCAAGGGCAUUGCUCGUAUCAUCAUUGGGUAUCAUUGGUUUCAAGACAUAACAAAGUUUACGUGAACUCCACCUAUCAGCUAAUCAAUCCACAACAAGACUUGGAACAAUUAUUUUGAAUUUUUAUUUCUACGGAGUACCAAAACUCGGAGACUCAGAAUCUUUCUUUUCUUUUCUCUUCGCUCUCAGGCACUGGAACAUUUUUUCUCUUCAUGUCAAACUAAACAAGCGCACCCUUCAACAUCAAUUGUCCAUAUCCCCCGUCAGUUGAUCUACAUCACACAGUCCCAUUUUGAGGGUAGCUGGUUCCACACCCUUUAGAGUGCCUGUUGACUCGAGAUCGGAAACUGAUAUUUCGAUCGGUCUUUUUCUUGAAAGACCUUCAAUCCCUGUUUGGAAAAUUAAGAAAAACUUGAGACGAGUCCCCCCCCGCCUUGAUUUCGACUACUCGAGUAGGGCUCCUCAUUGGUGUUGGCAUUGGCAUUGGCAUUUUCAUUUAACAGAAUCAUCUCGUUACCAUUAUCAAUUUGAAGAAUUAAUGUAAAAGUCCGAGAAGCCUCUUCCGAAAGUCUAAAUGAAACCUUUUCUUUUUUCAUAUUCUUAAGCAAACGAACCAUAUCUACUACUACCUAGCACGUAGCAACACUGCGCCGCACUCACAUCUCUUAUACAUAUCACCACCGUUACAUCUGCCCGCAUUCCAAGCCAAGGGUCUGCCGCCUUUUCUAUUUUGGUGAACGAGAGUACAUAUCGAGUAUUACUCUUCAGAAACACAUUAUAUCUUAUGUUGAGAUCUACUGAGAUUUAUCACAUACUUGAUAACUCCAUCAUUUCGAACGAUCAGCAAGAUAAAGAAACAGACACAGCAGAUUUAGCAUCUCGUUGCUGCGAGACUUCAUCCACAUCAUCGAUACACACAUACAACAUGUCAUCCUACACAUUUUCCAGAGCCUCAUCGGACUCAUCGUCCUCAACCUCCUCCUCAUCGUCCUCGUCCUCGUCCUUUCAAUCAUCAUACUCGAUGGAGCCAAGAGUGGAAGUUAUGCGCUGCUCGAGAUGCGCCAAAACUGUCGAAACCAUCAGCACAAUGCAAUACCAAGGCAACGAGCUACGAAGAGUCAGCACAGAUGAUGCAAGUGCCAACGGGAUGGUACGAUUCGGUCACAACUUGUACUACUGUGAUCGUUGUGCCAAAAUGGUUGGUUACAAGUGAAGCGAGAAUUGAUGAAGGGGUUUCAACGAGCGUGUACAGUGCGACAAAACACAACUUAACAACAACGAACGUACGGGAUUGGGACAUGGAUGGACGUAAAGAUAGACGCCUCCAGAUGGGUUGGAGUUAAGGGAAUAUUUUUUGGAAAGAAGCGCAUGGGAAGGGAAUUGGAAAUUUGGAGUAUGGAGCUACGAUGUGAGGGCACGAUUGAUACCUAUUACCGAUACCGAUUUGUUACAAUACAGUACUACUCUUUACGAUGCUAUGCCAUGCGUUGCCAGUAUCUUUGGGUGAAGAAUUACUGUGCACAUGUGUUAGAUGAUUGCAAGUAUACACUGUACAAUGCGGAAGCGUUUGAGACGUGUGGUUGUAUGGCGUCGCAUCGCAUCACCAUUACAUCCACCCCGCCAAGAGGCUGUAUCAACGACGAGCACAGCCAAACUCAGUACGACCUCAUUUUACAACUUCAUCUUACUAUCGCUAUCGCUAUUACUAUCGACUCGGGCCCCCACAAUCUACAGAUACAGAAAUACCCUCCACUCAAAAAUUCUCCAACACGACACUAUUGUCUCAAAAACAAUAUAUCCUCAAAAACGCAUGCACACAGCCUCUUGUCCCUACUAUCGUUCAUGCCAAGAGAAAAUAUAAAAACACCGGUCAUGUUGCACCCUUAUUAUCCUUGCAUUUUACCCGGACUUGCAAUACCCCACAGAGCGUGGAGCUUUAUGAUUGGGUUCGGACUCGGAGACCUAGGAGAGGAACCGAAUAAAUUCUCUAGCAAGGAAAGCAGUUGCGUGGCUUGAGCGAUUUUUUUUUGGGAAAGAAUGUGGAGUGAUGUCACUGAUGCAUAUCGUGAGAUAAUUAUUUAUCAUUUUCUGAAUGGUCUUAUGAGACUAUUGAAUGGAGGUGGACACCACAGUUCCAAGGGUGCUUUCGUAUUUUUAGAUCUUAUGGCAAGGGCCGUGGAGAUGUUUUUGAUGCUUGGGUUGGAUGGGAGUUACCAUGCAUAUAUCGUCCAUCGUACAUGUAUGUGCACGCGAGGAAACAAGCAAUGAUUGAUGGUUGAUGUAGAUAUGACAUUUUAGCAUUUUGGAGCGGUUUCUUCGGAAACGCCUCAUUGGUUUCAUUUACCGUGUAAAUAUUUAGUUGGGCUGAACUGGGUGUAGCAAGAUCAAGAUCAAGGAAAUAUAAAUAAAACAAACAUCAUACAUUAACA